GGGACGCGCGAACCCAUGCGGAUGUGCCGCUAUGUAAAAUGGCGGCGUGAGAUAGGCUCGUUCAAAACACAGCGGUUUGUUUAGUUUUACCUGUGAAGGUGUUAAAGUCACGUUUGUGAAGCGGUGAUCGUCACCUGGAGCUGUCACACAGUCAGUACGGAUUCACAUUCCACAAAAGAGCAGGUGGGAUGGCGAAGAGGAUCGCUGAUAAAGAGUUAACGGACAGGAACUGGGAUCAGGAGGAGGAAGGAGAGGAGGCAGGGACGUUUUCAGUUGCAAGUGAAGAUGUGUUGAAGAACCGAGCGAUUAAAAAGGCCAAACGCCGAAAUAUUGGAACAGAGGGUGAAGGUGGAGGUGCAUUCAAAGGGUUUAAAGGGUUUUCUUUGACCACGUCGGCCACCAGCGGAGGUGCAACUCCCACCAUGUUUUCAGGUUUUGGGAACGGUGGAGGCUUCAAAGGCCUUGGCAGUCUGACCAACGGAAACAGCAUCACUCCUUCGUUCGGAGGUUUCUCAUCUCCCGCAGCAUCCACUGCUGCUCCAGGUCUGACAUUCAACGGCCCCGCCUCCGCCAAACCCACCGCUGACAUCACAGCCAAGCAGACCAAUGGCUCCACCCCGAGCCCGACUCAAAGCUCCGGCAGCAGCAACAAGGAGUACAGUCGGCAGCUCACGGCGCUCAACUGCUCCGUGCGGGACUGGAUCACCAAACACGUCAAUGACAACCCUCUGUGCGACCUCAACCCCAUCUUCAGGGAUUAUGAGCGACACCUGGCCAGCAUCGAGCGCCAGUACGGAGCCGGAUCCUCCGCUGCUCCAGCCGAUGGAGGCUCGGAGGAGAAGAAGCAGGGAGGGAAGCUGCCAACCACAGCCUCCCCUCCUCCUCCUUCAUCCACCUCCACCUCCAGCAGCAGCAGCAGCAGCUCGGCGGCUCCGGCUGCAGCUGCUUCUUUAUUCUCCUUCAGUAAAAAAAACACAGAAGACUCGUCCCUGGACAAAACCUCCAGCGCCGCUCCGAUCCCCGCUGGCGUCACGUUUAACUUUGGUCAGAAGGUGGAUAGCUCAGUCCUCGGCUCCUUAGGGUCCAAGACGACGACCCCCAGCUUCUCCUUCUCCUCCUCCUCCGGCUCCUCUUCCGGUCAGACGUCUCUGUUUGGAGCUGCUGGAUCUGCUGCUCCGCUCUCCUUCAGCGGGACGAAGGCGGAGGACGCUCGGCCUGCAGACGAGAACGGAGACGAGGAGUCGGAGGAGCCGCCCAAACCUGAGGUGAAAGAGGUGAAAGAGGAAGACGCCUUCUACUCAAAGAAGUGUAAAAUGUUCUACAAGAAGGACUCCGAGUUCAAAGAGAAAGGAGUGGGAACUCUGCACCUCAAACAAACAGCAGAGGGAAAAACUCAGAUGAUCAUUCGAGCCGACACCAACCUGGGAAACAUCCUGCUGAACAUCCUCGUGCCGUCAUCCAUGCCGUGCUCUCGGGUCGGUAAGAACAACGUGAUGGUCGUCUGCGUCCCGAACCCGUCCAUCGACGACAAGAACCCCAACAGCCCCGUCCCCCUCCUCAUCCGGGUCAAAACCGCUGAGGACGCCGACGAGCUCCACAAGACCCUGGAAGAGAAGAAAGGCUGAGCCUCCCCCUACUCCCCCACCUCACUCCUUCCUGAGCUUUUAGCAGACUUCACCCGGUCAUCCUCAGACCCUCCAGACUCACCGACCUCCCUCGUCAUCACACCGGUUUCACCCACACACACACGUAACUUCACACAUCCUGGUAAAUCAGCUGUUUAAUUGGUGGUCAUACUGUGAAAUCUUUUUGUUUUAAAUCAGAAAUAUUAGAAGCAGGUCGUCGUCGUCGCCACUCCUACAUUCCUCCGGUCCGACGCUGCUGCUGCUGACAAACAGAGCGACGUGUGUGAGAUCUGUUUCAGUUUUACUGUUUUAAUUUGGUCGCCGAGUGACUGAACGUGUGAAUCCAGAAGAAUUAUUAUUAUCAGAACGAUCAUCUAUGAUUCUGAUCCUUACCGCUGAGGUUUUUUGGGGGAAAAGCUCCAAAUAAAAGGUCCAGUCGAUUUGGUUUUACAAAUUAAACUCUUGCAGUAACAGUUAAUUUUUUUUUAAAUGAGCGUGUGUCGAGGAUUUCGAGCACAGAGUGUCUGAGUGUUUUUCUUUUUGUGCUCUGGAAACUAUUUAUUGUGUCGGCAGGAUUUGUACUCCCACUGAUUGAACCUGGUGUGAAUGUUUCCCCCUGAAGAGCUUCUGAGAACGGUGUGAAUCAGACCAGAUGUUUUAUUUUUAUUUUGUUUUGUUUUUUCUGUAAAACAUGGACUCUGUUGUUUUUCCAAGUGUCCUUUGUGUGGCCUUCGGUUCGGCCUUGGAGAUGAGGCAUGCUGUCAUCGUCUGAGAACAUUUGUAAAGGCAUUUAUUGGGGAAUAAAAGGAAACAAACCAA
Molecule: messenger RNA, 2444 nt
Organism: Lates calcarifer (barramundi perch)
Lineage: Eukaryota; Metazoa; Chordata; Actinopteri; Centropomidae
Gene: nup50
Product: nucleoporin 50
Exons: 8
Coding region: 189-1625 (478 amino acids)
Biological process (GO): protein import into nucleus
Cellular component (GO): nuclear pore
Source: RefSeq, a predicted model, not a curated record